This is a messenger RNA of Pneumocystis jirovecii RU7, 960 nucleotides long. RefSeq names its product WD repeat-containing protein 5. The record is from RefSeq and is a predicted model, not a curated record. The coding region runs from base 1 to 960 and encodes 319 amino acids. Lineage: Eukaryota; Fungi; Ascomycota; Pneumocystomycetes; Pneumocystales; Pneumocystaceae. Gene Ontology annotation, cellular component: Set1C/COMPASS complex. Gene Ontology annotation, molecular function: histone binding. The transcript is spliced from 9 exons.
AUGAACGAAGGUUAUGAAUCUUUAGUAAAAAUAAAGCCUGAUUUUAACGUUUCAAGAACUUUAAAUUAUACAUUGAAAUAUUCAUUAAUAGGACAUAAAAAAUCUAUAUCUAGCAUUAAAUUUAGUCCUGAUGGAAAAUGGUUAGCAAGUGCAGCUGCUGAUAAAUUAAUCAAAAUAUGGAAUGCAUUAAAUGGAAAAUUCGAGCAAACUUUUGAAGGACACUUAAUGGGUAUCUCUGACAUUGCAUGGGCUUCUGAUUCACAGUCACUAGCAUCAGCUAGUGAUGACAAAACGAUCCGUAUUUGGAACUUAAUGAGUGGAACAACAAUUAAAGUAUUAAUAGGACAUACAAGUUACGUAUUUUGCCUAGAUUACAAUCCUCAGAGCAAUUUGAUUGUUUCUGGGUCUUUUGAUGAAAGUAUUCGUAUAUGGGAUGUUAAGAAAGGGAAAUGUAUGAAAACUUUAUCCGCACAUUCUGAUCCAGUAUCAUCUGUUCAUUUUAACAGAGACGGUACGAUGAUUGUUUCUUGUAGCUAUGAUGGUUUAAUACGAAUAUGGGAUACUGCAACAGGACAAUGUUUAAAAACUCUUGUUGAUGAUGAUAAUCCUCCUGUUUCGUUUGCUAAUUUUUCCCCUAAUGGAAAAUAUAUCCUUGCUAGUACGUUGGAUAGUACUCAUAAACUUUGGAACUUCCAUAGUGGGAAAUAUUUGAAAACAUAUCAAGGUCAUAUUAAUGAAAAAUACUGCAUGUUUGCUGCAUUUUCUGUUAUUGGGGGCAAAUGGAUUGUUAGUGGCUCUGAAGAUAAUUCGGUUUUUAUAUGGGAUCUACAGUCCAAAAAAAUAGUGCAGAAAUUGAAUGGGCAUUCUGAUGUAGUAGUUUCUGUAAGUGUCCAUCCAGAUAAAAAUAUUAUAGCUUCCGGUUCUCUCGAUAAAACUGUUAAAAUAUAUUAUGGUUCUUGA